This is a messenger RNA of Ananas comosus (pineapple), 3585 nucleotides long. RefSeq names its product 2-oxoglutarate dehydrogenase, mitochondrial-like. The transcript is spliced from 9 exons. NCBI's taxonomy places the organism in Eukaryota, Viridiplantae, Streptophyta, Magnoliopsida, Poales, Bromeliaceae. Gene Ontology annotation, molecular function: thiamine pyrophosphate binding; oxoglutarate dehydrogenase (succinyl-transferring) activity. Gene Ontology annotation, biological process: tricarboxylic acid cycle. Gene Ontology annotation, cellular component: mitochondrion; oxoglutarate dehydrogenase complex. Bases 261 to 3302 code for a protein of 1013 amino acids. The record is from RefSeq and is a predicted model, not a curated record.
CCGUACGGGGAGCUCCACACUCUUCUUCUCCAACUGUAGAGGAAAGUAGAGGGGAACGAGAUGGUUCUACCAGUUCUUCAGCGAUAGAACAGUAUCGAAUCCUCCCAGUUCGAGGUUCAGGGUUAGGGUUUUGCUCGCUCCGAACCCUAACCUCAGGAAUUAGCUGUAAUUUUCUCUAUAAGAUAUUAUGAAUUGACGUUACACAAGGCUUAAAAACAACUCAGAGAAGUUUAACACUCUCCACUGAACAUUGAUCUACAAUGGCAUGGUUUAGAGCUGCCUCAGGGUUAACUAGAUUAGCCCUUAGACGAACCCUAGCUCGGACCCCUCCCAACAUCACCCAAACCCGUCACUUCCAUCCGACUGCCCUCCGCCGCCAUGCGGCCCCCGUCCCCCGCCCCGUCCCCCUCUCCCGCCUCACCGACAGCUUCCUCGAUGGCACGAGCAGUGUCUACUUGGAAGAACUGCAGCGUGCCUGGGAAGCAGACCCCAGUAGCGUGGACGAAUCGUGGGACAACUUCUUCAGAAACUUUGUCGGCCAAGCCCCUACUUCACCUGGAAUUUCUGGCCAAACUAUUCAAGAGAGCAUGCGAUUACUUCUUCUAGUUAGGUCAUACCAAGUCAAUGGCCACAUGAAGGCUAAGCUUGAUCCAUUAGGGCUAGAACAGAGAGAAAUCCCCGAGGAAUUGGACCCGGCGCUGUAUGGGUUUACUGAAGCAGAUUUGGACAGGGAGUUCUUUAUAGGAGUGUGGAGGAUGUCUGGGUUUUUGUCUGAGAACCGGCCAGUCCAAACUCUGAGGUCGAUUUUGAACCGGCUUGAGCAGGCCUAUUGUGGUACAAUCGGGUAUGAGUACAUGCAUAUCCCGGAUCGAGAGAAGUGUAAUUGGCUUAGAGAAAAGAUUGAGACAGUGAAGCCAAUGGAGUACGAUCAUGAGCGCCGAACAGUCAUGCUCGAUAGGCUUAUUUGGAGCACACAGUUUGAGAACUUCCUGGCUACUAAGUGGACUACCGCGAAAAGAUUUGGUCUUGAAGGUGCGGAAACACUAAUUCCCGGCAUGAAGGAGAUGUUCGAUCGGGCAGCUGAUAUGGGGGUAGAAAGCAUCGUGAUUGGAAUGCCUCAUAGAGGUAGAUUGAAUGUUUUGGGUAAUGUUGUUAGGAAGCCGCUUCGCCAAAUUUUUAGCGAAUUUAGCGGUGGCACGAAGCCGGUGAAUGAAGGUGAGGGGUUGUACACAGGAACCGGUGAUGUGAAAUACCACCUUGGGACUUCAUAUGAUAGGCCCACUAGAGGCGGGAAAAGGAUCCACCUUUCUUUAGUGGCAAACCCAAGCCACUUGGAGGCAGUGGACCCAGUUGUGGUUGGAAAAACUAGGGCGAAACAAUACUAUACUAGUGAUGCUGAUCGAACCAAAGUCACGGGAGUGCUGAUUCAUGGAGAUGGAAGCUUUGCUGGUCAAGGUGUAGUGUACGAGACUUUGCAUCUAAGCGCACUUCCGAACUACACUACAGGGGGGACAAUUCACAUUGUAGUGAAUAAUCAAGUUGCAUUCACAACUGAUCCGAAAGCCGGGAGGUCAUCACAGUAUUGUACUGAUGUGGCUAAGGCAUUGAAUGCACCAAUUUUCCAUGUUAAUGGUGAUGACUUAGAAGCUGUGGUGCAUGUGUGUGAGCUGGCAGCGGAGUGGCGGCAGACUUUCCAUUCUGAUGUGGUGGUCGACAUUGUUUGUUAUCGUCGCUUUGGGCACAAUGAGAUUGAUGAGCCAUCUUUCACGCAGCCCAAGAUGUACCAGGUUAUUCGUAAUCAUCCUAGUGCUCUAGAGAUAUAUCAAAAUAAACUUCUGGAAUCAGGACAGAUCUCUAAAGAAGUGAUUGACAAAAUACACAAAAAAGUCCUCUCCAUUUUGAAUGAAGAAUUCAUUAAUAGCAAGGAUUACAUACCGAGGAGGAGGGAUUGGCUUGCAGCUUACUGGGCCGGUUUUAAAACGCCUGAACAGAUUUCACGUAUCAGAAAUACUGGUGUCAAACCUGAGAUACUAAAACGAGUUGGACAAGCAAUUACGGCUCUGCCCGAAAAUUUCAAGCCUCACCGAGCUGUGAAGAAGAUAUACGAGCAACGGGCUCAGAUGGUUGAGACUGGCGAAGGCAUCGACUGGGCUUUUGGAGAAGCACUUGCUUUUGCCACUCUUAUUGUAGAAGGUAACCAUGUGAGAUUAAGUGGGCAAGAUGUUGAAAGGGGUACGUUUAGUCACCGCCAUUCUGUAAUUCACGAUCAGGAGACUGGAGAGAAGUAUUGCCCUCUUGACCAUAUUAUUAUGAACCAAGAUGAGGAGAUGUUUACUGUGAGUAAUAGCUCCUUAUCAGAGUUUGCUGUUCUUGGAUUCGAGUUAGGCUAUUCAAUGGAGAACCCCAAUUCAUUAGUACUGUGGGAAGCUCAAUUUGGCGAUUUUGCGAAUGGGGCCCAGGUCAUUUUUGAUCAGUUCCUGAGUAGUGGAGAGUCAAAAUGGCUUCGGCAAACCGGGCUUGUUUGUUUGCUGCCUCACGGCUAUGAUGGUCAGGGACCAGAACAUUCUAGUGCUCGGUUGGAACGAUUCCUUCAGAUGAGUGAUGACAACCCUUAUGUUAUACCCGAGAUGGAUCCAACGCUCAGGAAACAAAUCCAAGAAUGCAACUGGCAAGUUGUGAAUGUCACAACGCCUGCAAAUUAUUUCCAUGUGCUUCGACGACAGAUACACCGAGACUUCCGGAAACCCCUGAUUGUGAUGUCUCCAAAGAACCUUCUUCGGCAUAAGGACUGCAAAUCUCAUCUAUCAGAAUUUGAUGAUCUUGUGGGCCACCCCGGAUUUGAUAAGCAAGGGACCCGCUUCAAACGCCUCAUAAAAGACCAAAAUGACCAUAAAGAUCUUGAGGAGGGUAUUAAUCGUCUCAUCCUUUGUUCUGGAAAGCUGUAUUAUGAGUUGGAUGAAGAAAGGAAGAAGAAAGAUCGCAAGGAUGUUGCUAUUUGCAGAGUUGAGCAGCUUUGCCCUGUCCCCUAUGACCUCAUUCAGCGCGAGUUGAAACGCUAUCCAAAUGCGGAGAUAGUUUGGUGCCAAGAAGAGCCGAUGAACAUGGGAGCAUACAACUACAUCACGCCUCGCCUACUUACCGCAAUGAAGGCUCUCAAUCGAGGCUCUAUAGAAGACAUCAAAUAUGUGGGGAGGGCACCGUCCGCCGCAACAGCAACGGGAUUCUACUCCGUUCACGUACAAGAGCAGACCGAGAUUGUCCAGAAGGCGAUGCAGCCCGAGCCAAUUAGAUACCCAUACUAAAACUCUUUAAACUUCUUAAACUUAUAGAAAUACUUGUUUUUCGAGUGCUCAAAAUUCAUGCGCCUUAUUUGGGCUGUGGUAUAGCACCACUCGGCCCAUAUGCAUCAGUAGCUAAAUAAAAUCUCCGGAUGAAUUUGAUGCAAUCAUUUUUAGCUGUUGGCUUCUUGUGAUUGAAGCGUUAUUGUUGAUUUUCAUUUAUUAAUCUUGUGAAUCUUAUUAUUGCAGCAUAUAUACGGGUGAAGUAAAUCAUCUGCAAGAAAAGAUUGUUUCUCUUUUCUGAAAA